Penicillium coprophilum is the source of this 18963-nucleotide messenger RNA. It is a transcript of the gene lah, whose product is annotated as involucrin repeat protein. The transcript is spliced from 7 exons. Bases 1 to 18963 code for a protein of 6320 amino acids. The record is from RefSeq and is a predicted model, not a curated record. NCBI's taxonomy places the organism in Eukaryota, Fungi, Ascomycota, Eurotiomycetes, Eurotiales, Aspergillaceae.
AUGUUCAAGGCCCUAAUGGGCGGGGGCCGUUCGUCUUCCGACGUUCGCAGCAGCUCCAAGAGCAGCCGGCGCAAGUCCGAAAAGCUCGAUAAAUAUGACACAAGAUCGAUCUCAAGUCGCAAGUCUUCACGGGGUGACGACCGUGAGCGUGGCCUGGGUGACUUGUCGUCUUAUCCACCCUCGACUUCGCGCAGUAAGCGCGGCCCAACUAGCAUCGCCGGCGACUCCAUCGCAUCAAGCUAUGUGACCGCUGAGCCAGAAGCCAUUGAUGAUUCCAAUAGCUACUACGUUGAACGCACACCCAAACGCAGAGACAGUGAUAGGGAAAGCAAGAGUUAUCGUCGGCGCGACCAGGACCGAUCCGAGAGUCCAGAGCGCGAGAAGAGAAGGAGCCGCCGAAAAACACAAGAUACUCUGGAUUAUGACUUGGAUCGCGAGCGCUCUCGCACUCAGCCAGGGGAUCCGCAUGUGCCCCAAUUUCCCACAAACAUGCCGUCUAGCGCCCCCGGCGCGCAGUUUGCCGCCGAGAUUGGCGCCCCCGGGUUCUCACAAUUCCCCAUGCAAUACGACACUGGGAUACCAUCUGCAGGCCAUUCGCCAGCGCAUGAAGUCUCAUACGACCCCCACGUGCAGCACCAAUUUCCCGGUCAGUUCCCAGAGCAAAGUACUGCACCGUAUCCGCCGCCUAACCCCGCCGGCGCUGCGGCGGACUACUAUGGCGACCAAGGCCAAUCUGUUGAGCACCAGCCCGGUAUUCGACCGGCUCCUCCAAGCGUGCUUCCUAACACUCAAGCGCACUUGAUGGCAGCAUCUCCAUCGGCUAACCCACCUCCAGAGCCCAGUAGCCUGGGUGAGACCGGUGCUGCGGCGGCCUAUUUCGACGAUAGUUUCCAUGUUCCGACACAGCAAGAUCAGCCACCAGCAGUGUCUUCACCUAGACCCCCGAAGCCACCUAAGCCUUCGAGCCCCCAAAGCCUUCUUCAUCGGGUGUUCUUCCUGCUGCCGCUUUUGGAGCUGCCGCUUAUGCACACUACUCCCUACAUUCACCAGGGCCAGCCAGUGGCACACAACCAGUCAAUGGGAUACGAUCAGCCAAUGGCAAGCUUCAGCCACCAGCCUCCCUCCAAGCCGUCUCACUCUCAUAGCUUCAGUGAAGGUGUCGGUAUUGCAGCCGCAGGCGCAGCAACAGGGUACAUGAUGGGUCACCACCAUCACUCCUCCAGCCCCGAGCACGCACCACAAUACGCCUUCCAGCACCAUGGUCCACCUUCUCAAGCUGGUGGUAUGCUACCGUAUGCCCCUGGCCACAAUAAUGCUUUGUAUCCUGCAGGCGCGGGAGGAUACGCUGCCCAGGCUGCCUACAACCCGGGGUUCUAUCCUCAUGGACCUAGCGCGCUAGCCUUCCAAGAGCGCCAGCGUGGGCCCAUGGGAAGAUUCGUUGAUUUCUGGCGGGAUCCCGAGGCUGUUGGAAGAUUUGAGGACUACACGGAAACUAUCGGUGUGUGCAAAUACUGUUUCCAACCAGGCACGACCUCCGCCGAUGCCCCUCGCAAGCACCAUUAUCACAGCCGCCGCCGACACUCCGACGAUCGACGGAGCAGUGCCAGCUCCAGAGUCAGCAAAAAUAGUCGAUACAAUUCUUCCGAAGAUGAGAGCCGCCGACGAUCCAAGUCCAAGAAAUCUUCCUCGUGGCUGCCAGGCAUGCUAGCUGGUUAUGCGACCAAGUCGCUCUUCUCGAGCAAGGAAUUUGAUGAUUCUUACAGCCUUCGCUCCGGCCGAGUGAGCUCCUCCCACGGGGAAGAAGAUGACCGAAGAAGUCAUACCUCUCGUGGUGUGACCCGUCGUUCGGGCCGCAGUCCCCACAGAGAACAUUACGUAGACUCUAAGCAUGCGUCUCAUUCUAGACAGUCUCGGUAUACCCGCUCCCGGUCGAGAUCUUCCUCUCGAUCUGGCCGGCAUUCUUAUCUGAAAGAAGCUGCACUCGGUGCCGCAGUGGGUGGGGCUGCUCUGGCUGUUUCAAAGUCGCGUAACCGCUCCCGGAGUCGUUCGCCUGGAAUACGACAGAGCCGAAAGGAUUCAUCCUCAUCAUCAUCCUUCGUCAAUCUGCCCAGGCCAGGCAAGAAAUCUAUUGCUGGUGGUAUCGGAUCUUUCUUUACUGCUUCUUCCGAGAAUAGGAAGAAGCGCCAUACCAAGAAGCGGAGCGGUUUCUUCUCUUUCAAGAGUGGCUCUUCAUCCUCUUCAUUGGACAAUGAUCUUGCCUUCGGAUAUGGAUUUUCAAAGAAGCCCUCCAAGGUUAAGAGGAAGGGCAAGAAAGGCCAAGACGUCGAUACCGCCCUGCAAGAACUCAGCGACACCGCAAACCGAUUAGCUGGCUCCUCGCCCCACGGUCCCGGUCGCACCGCGGGCCAGAUGUACACAGCACGGCCUCGACAGUCUAAAUACGCGCAUUCCACCACGCAGGACGAAGAAUGGGUUGAUGCAGAGUCGGAGGACCAGUCUUCUUCAAGUAUUAGUUCUGGGCUCGCGUUCGGAGGAAGCAGCGCUGAGCUUUCUUCUGACUCCGCCAGCAGCAAGUGGGGCUGGAGAUGGGGAAGCAGGAAGGACAAAAAGAAGAACAAGCGCUCGAGUGCCACGAAUGCCGCCCUGGCAGCUGGCGCUGGCGUUAUAGGAGCUGCUGCCAUUUCUUCUGCCCGUCAACAUAAUAGCGAUCCCCCGAGUAGAUCUGGGAGCUUGCAACAAGUUCACCCAAUGCCUACUUCUGACCCUUCUCGCUUCGAUGUUGCGAAGGUGUCCCCAUCUGUAUCUGCUGGGGAGCCAACCCUCAUUCGCCCGGGACCCAUCCCCCUCCAGCAGCCUCAGCCUUUCACCCCAGUGUCCCAAGCAGUGUACACUACCCAGGGAGCUGUGCCAGGAUCAGUGCCUGUGUACAGUGCCCCGGCAGUCCCAGUAGUGCCGCCUUUCUUCGUCAAUGGAGUUGAACACUACGACCCGCGGUUCCAAGGCCCUCGUGAUCCAGCAUGGGCAUCAGAAGAGCCAACAUAUGUCGACCACCGGAGACCUUAUCGCAGUGACUCUUCUCCCGUUUUCCCCACCCAAGAGACUGCUUCCAGCCUCAAGCGCCGGUCCACCGCUAAGGACCAAGCCUCUGUGCAAUUCAACUUGACGGAAGAGCAAGCAGAGAGGGAACGCCAUCUUAUCCGUCGUGAUAAAAACUCCCGCGGUGAUUAUCAACCGGUCCAGCUGAUUGACCGAGAGGAAGAGCUGGCUCACAAGGAAACCGAGCGUCGAGAGCGCCGCCGAAAGGAGCGUGAGGAUGAAGAGAGCCGGUACACCGACGACAAGGAAAAGGGCGCAUCCUGGGUUGGCGCAGCGGCUGCUGGAGCUGCGGGCGCAGCUGCUGCCAGCACUAUCCUCUCUCGCAAAACAGACGAUGACGAAGCCUCUGAGGCCAGUCAGCGAUACAACGAACGCCGAGAGAAACGCCGCGCUGAGCGAAAGCGCGAUGUGGAUACGAUGCCAGAUACUUCAAUCGUGUCGCGGUUCGAGCCUAUUGACGAGAAAGUGACCACGGUGGAACCUCGCGAAGACCAGACAAAAGUGUCUCCUCGAUCUCCUCGUCCAGCACCUGUCUACUACGACUACGCAAAAUUUUACGCUCCGGAGGAGAUACGACACAGUGGAGAUGAUCAUGCUCACAGCCACGACUCCACCAAUGUGCCAACAAUUGUGGAGAUAGAGCCCGCUAGCGAGCAACGUAAGCACGAGGAGCCUGCACCUGCAGAGCUAGACUAUUCAUAUGAACCCUAUCAACACGUGGAUCGGCUCCCAUGGCCAGUCCCCGGGCUCAACUUCAUUGAGCCAACUCCUCCCCAGAGCGUGCACGAUGGCUCCGUACGCGACGCUACCUCCCCAACCGUCCCAGUAACCAAAUCUUAUGAUACCAAGCCCCGCGAACGACCAACGGGCUCGCGGGUCUCCUGGGGCGAACAUGAAACCCAUGAAUAUGAAAUCCCUUCUUCCUCUGAACAGGAUCCUCUUGAGCAUGACAUCUCCCCUAGCGAAAUUUCAGCCAAGGAUGUGCCUCUCCCAGCAUCUGAGAUAUCCCAAACCAAGGGUAUCCCUAGCAAACCGGAGUACGGUGCCGACAUUGAAUUCGCUGCCACAAUCGCGGCUGCAACCGCCGCAGCUGGAUUCGACCCCACUCUGAUCACAAACGAUCCAUCCUACCACACCCGCACUUCGCCCCCUGGGUCGGAGGAUGAACACACAUUCAACUCACCCUGGUCUACAUCGGCUCGGAAGAAUCCCCAUGGGUUCGUUGAGGGCGAACUCGAAGAAAUUGACCCCAAGUCCACGAAGGAUAUUGCUCCCGCUGAGGAGCCCGCGGUUCAUAGCAAAGAAGAGCCUUUCUCCGAUGAGCUCUUCUCAAGAGAUCGGGAUAUUUCCUCGGGGCGUCGUGACAAAUCAUCCAUUGCACAGGAGGUAAUUGAGCAACUGAAUGGCAAAUAUGGCAAGCGUGAUCGUACCGCUUCCCCCGAAAAAGACGCAGAUGUCUUCUCAAUGCCUGGUGGCUUUGACACAGCGGACCCUAGAGAGUUGGUUGACGAUAGAUCCGCUGUCUCGGCGCCGACGCCUGGUGCCAUGGAUCCAGAAACCCCGACCAAGUCCGAGUCUAAGAAGUCGAGACGGAGUGGCGAUGUCUUUGAUCUCCCCGAGUUCCAAGAGCGGGAACUCGCCAAGUCUCCUGGUUUGAACGAUGGGACAUCGAAGUCUCGUAAGUCCCGGCGUAGCGGCGACGACUUUGAGAUUUACGAGUCACGGGAGGCAUCCCCAUCUCGGGAUGACUCUUAUUCUGUUGUCUCUGCUCCCGUUUCAAAGGACGAAACAUCCAAGUCAAAGUCCAGGAAGUCCACGAGGAGUGGGGAUGACUUCGGCAUUGUUGACUACCCGGAGUCAGUGGUUCCUGAGUCUCGUGAUGAUUCAUUCUCUGUUAUCUCUACUCCUAUUUCAAAGGACGAGACAUCCAAGUCCAAGUCCCGCAAAUCUCGACGGAGCGGUGACGACUUCGAGAUCUACGAGUCCCGCGAACCAUCUGAACCUCGGGAUGACAUUCGCUCGACUACCUCUACUCCUGCUGGCAAAGAGUAUGAGUCGUCCAAGUCAGAAAAGUCGAGACGCAGUGGGGAUGAAUAUGAUAUUCCUGUAUCACGAGAGGUCUCCGACUUUCGCGAUGACAACCGGUCUGUCUUCUCUGUACCAGUUUCGAAAGAUGAGACCAGCAGAUCUCGCCGGUCUCGACGCAGCGGAGAUGACUUUGCUAUAUCCGCAUCGCGGGAUGUGUCCGAGUCUCGUGAUGAGUCUCGUUCUGUCGUCUCCGAAUCAGCAAAAUCUAGAAAGUCUCGUCGCAACGGCGAUGAUUUUGAUCCACGUCGUGAUGCUGAAGCUGUUCAUGACGGCGAGGAAGGUGGGGAGGAGAAGAAGAGACGACGCAAGCGUCGAUCCAAGCAUGAAAGUGACCCCUUCACUGCUGAUGAUGAUACCCGCUCUGCCAUCACGGACAUUGGAGACGACAAUUCUGAGCGUCGCAAGCAUCGUCACCGGUCUUCCCGGGAAGCCGACUUUGAUGACAAUGCCUCUGUAACCUCUUCUCCAGCUCGGAUUGACGAAUCCCGGGAGAAGCGCCGAGGCAAGGAUGAGAAAGAAAAGAGCGGUGGCUUCUUGAGAAGUAUUUUCGGCUCGCAGGUAUCAGAGCCAGCUGAGCGUGUUCGGUCAGACCAUUCUCGCUCUUCCUCGCUGGACAAACGAUCAUCCCGCGAAGCCGUAUCUGAAGCUGGUGUGGAUGAUGCACGCCGUCGCCAUAAGAAGCGUUCUUCAAAGCACCGCAGCUCCAGCAAUGGAGAUGAACUGGAUCGCUAUAUGGCGGACAAGGAAAAAGGUCAGGAUGACCCAAAUCUGGAGGAGUACAGGUCCAGUAGACAGCAAAAGGAAGAGCGGCGUCGGCAUCGGUACGAGGAAAUCGUGGAUUCAGGAAGGAAACGGGAAUCUGAGAAGGACUAUAGUGACAACUUUGACGAAGAAUCUCUCCUGAGGGCGCGCCCUGAAAUUCUAGCAGAGCGUGAAAAUUACGCUUCGUGGCUUCCAGCAUCAGCGGAUAGCGCAGCUGUACUCGCUGCAACAUCCGGGCUGAAUGAGAUUUCGCAGAGACCCCGGAGCCACUCAGCCUCUCCCCCAGCCACAGAGAAGACACUUGACUUGACCCCAAAGUCUCUGAGCCGCCCCGCUUCACCUGAAACAAGCCACCCCCAGGGGUCCCGAUCCCCCAAGCAACGCCGACACUCCGUGGCCAAGUCCACCAUCGAAUCACCUACAGCCGUGCCUCUCCACUUCCGCCGGCCCCCAACUUCCCCAGGCCUUACGCGCGCAGUCCCCGUUGAACAAUCUGCCCCUAUCACUUCCCCAGGCUCCCCAAGCCAUCAACGCAAUCGCCGGCCCGGGUCAUCCGAGUUCCGAAACUCGCGCGAGAUCCGCCCUCUAUGGCUUGUCGAGCGCCAUGGUCUGAUCAAGGGCGAGCCCGAGGUCGAGGAUCCCUUGCCAUCGCUCCCAUCUAGCAAGAACUCCUCCCGCGUGCCAUCAGUAGAGGACCUGAAAGCCCUUCGCGACGACGACGGCCUUAAGAGCUGGGAGCAUGUAGACCUGAGCCACUCAAUUAUGGAGAAUCAGAGGCCGACCGGUCUGACUAUUUCCACUGACCAUGCAAACGAAACCCAUGAUAGAGACCUUGAUCUCCUCGGCUCUCAGCAGCCCACACCUACCGCUGAACACUUCCACAACGCAAAUCCAAGGAAGGAGAGGCCCAGGUACGAAUUCCACUCUCCCUCUGAGCUCCUGCGGGACCCCGCUGUUCUAGAUGAGUUGCCUCCUUCACCCACGCUCGAUGCUCUGCCUUCUGCUGAGGGCUCCAUGGUUGGCAUUAGCUCCAGGGAGCAAGAGACGCAGCGUGCUCUUGACGCUCUCGAGGGAGUUUCCCGCCCUCGGCAUGAGAGGGAAACCCCAACCCAAGAGAAGAAUUCCGUCUUCAGCGGCGCUGCGGACUUCGUCAAGGCCGCUGGUUUUGCCGGUGUUGUCGAUGCAGCUGCCAUUGCCGCUACCAGGGAGCAAGAUGAGUCUCGCUCCUUGCCUGCAGAUGAACCUGCCAAGGUCCAUGGCUUCAGCGAUAUUGUCGAUGCAGCGGUUGCCGCCGAUGAUUCCUCUCACAACCAUGACAGGUUACCUGUCAAUGAGGAUGCGCCCACUGAGCCCGUUUCCGCUAUCGAAGAGAAUGCACCCGCUGCGCUUGAGCCCGUGUACCCAGAGACGGGUACAGCCAGGGAAUUUGUUACUGGAACGACUGAACAGCCUGCUGAGUCUUCCGAUCCUCAAACCCAGCCAGAGACAGAUGCCGUUGCCGAUGAGAGCGCAGCUACCCAGUCUUCUAAGGAAAAAGACAAGAAAAAGAAGGCCAAGGAAACCCAGGCCCUAAGUGCGGAUUCCGGAGCCCCUGAGGAGCUGCCCGCGCAGAAAGAUUUGUCCCAGGAUUUGGUGCAGACCCCCUUGGUCGGCGAGCCUGAGGAAGAAGCUGUUUCUACUGAGCCUGAGGUUGGUCUUCCUAAGCAACUUGAGCCUGAGCCUGUUGAGACAUCCCGUGAGCUUGGACCUGGGCCCGUGGUAGAAGCUGCUCCUCUCGUUACCGCGCCUGUCAAAAGCGCUCUGGUCGAGCAUGAUGUUGUCGUUCCCCAGAAAUCUGAGGCUGAGCCUAUCGAGGCCCCCCGUGAGCUUGAUGCUGAGCCCUUGGUUGCAGCAACUCAAGAACCAGAAGUUGCCACUGCCCCUGAAUCCGAACCUACUCAGGUGACCCCUACGGAAAAUGAGGAGACCGAGGACAAUGCAUCAUCGACUAAAAAGGCCAAGCGCGACAAGAAGAAGCAGAAGAAGAAGUCUAAAAACGCAUCUGCUACUGAAGAACCUGCAGAUGAUACGGCCGCUGCUCAGCCCCAGGAUGAUACUUCUGCCUCUAGGGAGAUUGUGGGCCAACAAGAAGACAAAGCACCUGCGCCUACCGAAGAGCUUGAGACUGCACCUUUGCCAGAUGCGAUUGCUAUUCCAACUGGACUCCUUGAGAGCUCUCCUGACCAGAUUGUGACCCAAUCAGCUGCUACUGAUGCAGAGCAGGCUCGAAGCCAGCAAGAAUUGGAAGAGCUGAUUCAGCCUGUGGAUCAGGUAUCUACUGAAGAAUCUGUUCUACCUGUUUCUGAAAAUCCCAGUCCACCCGUUCAGGAAGAGCAGACUCCAGACCUUGUUUUCACCGAUGCCAAUGAAAGUCAAAUUCCCGGUGCAGAUCAACCAGAACCGGAGGAACUUUCUCGCAGCUUGGAACAUAUUGAAGAACCAACUGAGCAGUCUACUCCGGGGGCCUCUCUUGAUUACACCACCCCUAAAAGUCCUGAAACACCCAAAGAAGACACUGAAGGCGAAGACACCUUCGAAGAGGCCGUGGAAGAACAGAUUCCACAGCCAGCCGAAGAGAAAGAGCCCGCACCUGAGCCUCCCGUCGAAGUGGCUGCAGAUUCCCCUGCAGAGGCUUCGGAAACUAAAGCCGAGAAGCGGAAAAACAAGAAAAAGAAAAAUCGCAAAUCCACUACCGUCGAGGAAUCUGAGAUUCCUGCUGAACCGCCCGCCCCCGAGACUGGAUCCCAGCCGGAGGGCAACGAGCCUGAACUUGAGCAAUCAGCUGGUGUCGAUCCUACGGAUACCCAAUCCCCUCCAAUUGGCGGUGAAGCCUUACCUUCUGAUCUUGAACAUCUUCAACAGCCCGCCAAGGAUGUUGACCAACCCCUCGAACCCACCGUUGAAGAGCCUGCAGCUACCCAAGGGCAGGAACAAGUCCCAUUGGAGGCCGAUAUGGAUGUAACACCUGUCACGACCGGGCCAUUGGAGCCCGCGGGGCCAUCCAAUGAACUGUCAGAGUCAGCUGUCGUCGAGGAUCAGCAGAACACCGAAUUCCCAGAUGCUGUCGAGGAAGCCUGUCGCGAAACCCCAAAGCCUUCUGCUGUUGAGACUCAACCCGAGGCUGAAGUUCAAUCUGAACCUCAACCCGAAGUUGAAGCCGAGCCUGAAGUCGCCAUGACUGCGGCCGAGAAGAAAAAGGCCAAGAAGAAUAAAAAGAAGAAGGGUAAGCAGGGCGAAUCUUCGAUACCUGAGGAUGAGAAGCCUGCUGAGUCUACUUCGCUGGCACCUGGAAUUGAGACUGCCGCUGAGAACAUGAUCAAGGAAGACCCUCUUGCUACUGAAGAGACACCAGCAGAUGCGCCUCAGCAAGAAAGCGAGAUGAAGCUCCCCGUCGAGGUCGCUCAAUUGCCCGAAGCCGCGCAACUUUCCGAGCCUGAGAAAAUUUCAGAGGUUGUGCCGCGAGAGGAAGAACGGUCUUCUAGCCCUCUUCCGGAACAAAUGGCAGAGACAACAGAUGCAGAGGCAAUUCAAGAAGAGCCCAUUGCACCAGAGGAGGUGCCUAAGGCCGAAGAACCUGCUGCCGAGCCGGAGGUACCUAUGAGCGCCGCGGAGAGGAAGAAGGCUAAGAAGGCGAAGAAGAAGCAGCAGCACAAGGAGCAGGAAGACAGUAUUGGCUCUAUUCCUGAACUUGUUGAGUCCGUUGAGCCCGCUGAGCCCGCGCCUGCGCCCGAUGUUGAAUCCACCGAGCCAAGCAAGGAUACUGCGCCUGUUGCGGAAAUUAAUGAUGUUACUCCAGCGGACUUGUCUGCACCUGCGUCUUCCGAUCCUGCUGAGGCUGAACCGGAUGUUGCGCUUACAUCUACAAAUGAGCCCGAGGCGGCUCCAAUCACUGAAGAUACUCUUCUGCCAAUCAAUAAUGAGCCUAUCGAGCUAACGAAAGACAUUAAUCCUUCCUCUGAGGCCGAUGCUCCGGUAGAAGAUAAUGCUCUAUCGUCUCAGAUUGAGGCCACCGAAGCUGUCGCAGAUGUCCCGCUCGUGUCGGAAGACGCCAGUGCUCCUAUCCAACAGGACGACGCCUUUAAGGCAGAUGAGCCAAAAACCGAGGACACAGCCAUUGCGUCGACAGAAGAACCUUCGACUGAUGCCGCGGAGAUCGAUGGUCCCAAGGCACAGGAACAAUCUCUUGAACACGAGGUUCCAAUGACUGCUGCCGAGAGAAAAAAGGCUAAGAAAAACAAGAAGAAACAACAGAAGCAAGAGUCCGUGCAGCUUGAUGACCAGGCCACGCGUGAGAUGGAGCCUACUUCCACCAAGGAACAGAGUGGUGACACUUUGCCCGAGAAUGGGGCCUCUCCCACGGGAGAAGCUGUUUUGGGUGUUGAUGAGCCCUCAAAGCCUGAGGCAGUCCACGGUCUUGAAGCUGAGCCCAAGUUUGAACAGGAAGCACCGCAGGAUGUUGCAAUUCUUGACUCCGAACUUGCCCCCAGGGCACCCGCAGACGAGGACAUUUCCAUCACGGAGAUUGCUGAACACGCUGUUGAUGUUCAAGGCGGGGACAAGGAAAUCGCCUCAGAGCCUACGAUCGAAGUUGCUUCUACGGAAGAGCCGCAGGAAGAACAAAAUCUUGGUUUACCCAUCAGCGAGGAGCCUGUCUUGGACAAGUCUUUCGAUGACAAGCCUGCAGAGUCUGUGUCAGAGCCAGUUGUGGAGGAGACUCAGCCUGCGGAGUCCACAGAAAGCCCGGUAGUGGAGCAGGCUGAAGAUGAGCAGUCGGCAACUUCUUCCAAGUCGAAGAAAAAGAAGAAGAACAAGAAGAAUCGGCAAUCAGUCGCCGCUGAAGAGGGUCAGCCUGAGCCCACUGAGGAGGAAUCCAAGGUUGACCCCCCAGAGGAAGAGGUUAAGCUUGCUCCCGCCGAAGAGGAUCCCAUAAUUGUGCCCGCUGAGAGUGAACCCACCGAACUAGCACCACCUCAAGAGCCGCAGCAGGCUUCUUCCAACAGAGAUGUAGAUACUCUUAUUGUGGCGGAAGAGACGCCUAAGGCCGAAGAAACCACGCCGGUUGAGACCCCUGCAAAUGAUUCUGUCGAUGCCGUCAUUGAGACCCCCGAAGAUGCAUCGAUGACUCCUGCUCAGAAACGGAAGGCUAAGAAAGACAAGAAAAAGCGCCAAUCCGUUAUUGCUGAAGAUGAGCAGGCCGCGCCCGCUGAGGAAGAGCCUACACCUGUGUCUGUUGAGAGUGAAGCCACCGAACCAGCACCACCUCAAGAGCUUGAACAGGCUUCUCCCAAUAAAGAUGCAGAUGCAUCUAUUUUGGCGGAAGAGGCGCCUAAGGCCGAAGAGCCCUCUCCGGCAGAGACCCAAGAGCUAGAGGCUCCUACUGAUGGCCCUGUCGAUUCAGCCGCAACCGAGGCCACUGAAGAGGCAUUGAUGACUCCGGCUCAGAAGCGGAAGGCCAAGAAAGACAAGAAAAAGCGCCAGUCAGUUGCAGCUGAACAGGAGCAAUCUACACCCGCUGAGGAAGAGGUUAAGCUUGCACCCACAGAAGAUGAGCCUACACCUGUGCCUGCUGAUGGUGAAUCCGCUGAACCAGCACCACCUCAAGAGCUUGAACCGCCUUUCCCCAACCAAGCUGCAGAGGCCACUAUUCUGACUGAAGAGGCGCCAAAGACCGAUCCCUCCCUAGAAGAGACUUUGCAGCCAGAGGCCUCUGCCGAUGUAGUUGCCACUGAAGCAGCUGACGAGGCAUCAAUGACUCCUGCUCAGAAACGGAAGGCCAAGAGAGAUAAGAAAAAGCGCCAAUCCGUUGUUACCGAAGAGGAACAAUCUGCGCCUCUUGAGGAGCCCAAGCCUGAGCCAGUUGAGGAAGCGGUCAAACCCGAACCAGCCGAAGAGGAGCCCGCGCCUGAAUCCGCACAGAGGGAGCUUACUGAGCCUACCUUGGCUUCGGAAACUGAACUGACCACUGCCGAAAAAGACGCACAGCCUCCUAUUCUAACGGAACAAGCGCCCAAUGUCGGACAGCUAUCUUUGGAAGCGAAUCCUCAGCCAGAGCCCUCGGCCGAUGCAGCUGCCACCGGGCCUACCGAAGAGGCAUCAAUGACUCCAGCUCAGAAGAGGAAGCCUACAACUGUUGAGAAGUCUAAGCCUAUCGAGGAUUCUAAGCCUGAAUCUACUUUGGAAGAGCCCACUGAGCCUGUGUCGAUUCAAGAAUCCGAACAGCCAGCUGUCGACCAAGACGUGCAGCCUCCUAUCAUGAUGGAAGAAGCACCCAAGACCGAAGAGCCCUUUCCCGAAGGGGUCAAACAGCAUGAUACCCCUGCUGAUGCAGCUGCUACCGAGGCCGGUGCGGAGGAGACAAUGACUGCCGCACAGAAAAAGAAGGCCAAGAAGGACAAGAAGAAGCAACGCAAGUCUGUUGCUUUUGGCGAUGAUGUCACACUGGCUGAAGAGCUGAAUCCGGACCUGAAUCCAGAGCAAGAUUCGCCUGCCCCUGAAGACAAGGUUGAAUCUCAAGAUGCUCCGGCGGAGGUUAUCCCCGAAGAAUCAGUAAAGGAGUUACCAGCUACCGAAGAAGGCCCUGAGCCUGGUGCUGAAGGGGAAGUAUUGGAAAAGACAGAAGAACCCGCCUCUGAACAAAACAAGCAGGUCGCCGAGCAUGAACCAGCCUCAGCUGCUGCACCUGGUGCCAUUCCCACUGAAGUGGAGGAUACAAAGUCCACAGCGGAGUUGCCAGAGCAGCCGGAACAAGAGGUCCAGACUCCCUCGGAGCCCCACGCAAAAAAGAAGGCAAAGAAGAAUAAGAAGAAGGGCAAGUCUGUGGAGUCAGUCGGCGACGCCCCCGCUGCCACCGACACAGCACAGAAUCCGGAGCCUAAACUCGAGCCCAUUGUUCAAUUUUCGACCGAUGCUCCGGCUGAGACCCCAGAAAUUCCGGAGCAGGAAAAUACAAUCGAGUCCGAGGCUCCCAAGGCGGAGGACCUCGAAACAACCAUCGCAUCCGACAGUGUACUAAAAGAGGAGACCCCUCACAUUGAGGAGACCGACAAUAAACCUCCUACCACUGAAGCGAUCGUCGACGCCGAGCCAACAUCCUCCCAGGAAGUAGAGGCGGUUGCUCCUCCUCCUGCUCCGCCGACCGAAGAAGAAGCUGGCAUGUCAGCCAAGGAGCGACGUAAAGCUGCCAAAAAAGCGAAAAAACGCCAGUCCAAGAAUACCGACGCCGAUAAUGACGCCGCAACAUCCGAUUCGCCUUCUGCCCCGGUGACCGAGCCUGCUACACCCACUGAAGCGGAUAACAGCGUCGAAAUGGUCCUCACCUCCACGGACACAGACGCCCCUGGACUAUCAGCCGUACCGGCGUCCUCGCCUGCGGAACAUGACGGUAAAGAACAUCAGUCCCACGCCAUAGAUACUUACGACGCCACGGCGCAAGAUACGGCCUCGACUGAUAAAUACAUGUCUUCGCAGGUAGAGCAGACGCCGAUAGAGAGUCCUUUUUUAGAUUAUCCUCCCCAGCCCGUGCUUGAGCGUUCAGUUGAUUCCGGCGAGCUGGUGGAGGGAACUAUUCAGCAGGAGGGUGAUGUCGCCCCAACUGUACAGGAGCCAGAAGGGAAGUUGAUUGAGCCUGCACCCCUUGAGGAGAUACACACAAGUGUUGAUGGUGAGAAUGUUGAGGAGAAAUCGUCUGUGCCGGAAGCAGCCGAUCUCCUCGUGGAAAAAGAUACCGAAGAGACGCCUGUAGAUGUGGCGAUUGAUGUUGUUCCUGGCAUACAGGCACAGAAAUCUUAUGUGGGGGAGGAGGCUCCUGGGACGGCCACCUCGAAAAAGCAGAAGAAAAAGAACAAGAACAAGAUCAAAAACAAAAAUCAAGAGGAAGAAGCUGCAGCCCCUGAACUCGAGCACUCUGCUACAGAGGGAAAAGAGGAACCCGGAGCGGCAUCUUUGGUCGAGGCCGAGCCCCAGCCAGAAGUAAAGGAGCUCACUGAGCAUGAGGCUAUUGCCGAGAGCGAACCAGCGCUAGCUACAGAGGGAAAAGAGGAAUCCCAAGCUGCAUCUUUGGUCGAGGCCCAGCCAGAAGGAAAGGAGCUCACUGAGCAUGAGGCUAUUGCCGAGAGCGAACCAGCGCUAGCUACAGAGGAGCAACUGGUGGAUUGCCCGCAGGGCAUCGAAGAGGCUGCCGCUGCCCAUACUGAUAACACUGAAGAAAUCAAUACCCCGGAAAUCGAGGCCGUUGCUCCUCCUGCUGAAGAGCUAGAAACAUCCGCUGUUUCAAAGAAAAAGAGCAAGAAGGACAAGAAGAAGCAACGCCAAUCGCUUCUUGCUCAACAAACCGGAGCUGAGCUCCAGCCCGAGGAACAGCCAGCGCCCAAGGAGGCUGGAACUUCUGUUCAACUGGCUGAGACUGCAACGGAGUCAACGCCUACCGAGAUUGUAACGCAAGACAAGCCUCUGACAAGCACAGAGGAGCCUACGGUGCAGCUUGUUGAUACCAUCGAGGAUGCCGCCAAGGACCUUGUGGCGCCAUCUGAAGACACCGAACAUGUUCCAAGCCAAGAGAUUGAAAGCGAAGAGCGGUCUUUUGAACAUCCAUUCACUGAAUCGAAGAUCGAGGACCUAAAUAAGGCGGUCGAGGAAGCUGCCGAACCCCCGGCAGAGAUCUCAGAUGACAAGCACCCUAGCGAACAAGUGCCACUCGAAGCCGCCACUGAGCCCAAAGGGGAAUCAGCGACUGUCCGCAUGAAGAUGACCAAGAAAGAGAAAAAGGCCGCUGCCGCUGCCACCCUUCUGGAGAAAGAAAAGUCCGUCGAGUCACAGCCUGAACUCGAGGAGCCCUCGACCAGUAUUUUCCAAGCCCCGGAGAAAGUAACAGAGCAGUCUAUCGUCCAAGAAGAGACUAAGGAUGCGCCUCAAUCUGAGACAGAGAAAAGUCUCGACAAAACGAUAGGAUUGACAACUUCCGAACCGAAGGAAGAUGCCUCGGAGCAGCUUGUUGAAGCACCCAAGUCCAUCGACCCUCUCGAAUUUGAGGACAAACCAGAGGAGUCUAUAAGAGAGCUAACCGAGGAGCCAGCUGCGGUCGAUACCAUUACUCGGAAAAUCUCAAAGAAGGACAAGAAAAGGGCCAAGAAGCAAGGCAAGCAAGAAGCCAUUGAGCCGGCUUCCCCUCCGUCUGAGGAUCAUAUUCUUAUGUCUGAGCCUGCAGCUGCAGAGGUUGCCCCUGACCCAGAGAGAACUAUUACGGAUAGCCCAACAGAGCUUGUCCCUACUGCCGAUCCCACAAUUACGGAGGCUGAUUUUGAAUCGGAGGUGACUCUUGAAGAGACUCCAGCUGAGACUGCUCCUGAGCCUGAGUCCAUUGUCGGGGAACAAGUCCCUAGGGCUCCUACGCCCGAGCCUGAAAGACCCGAGACACCAGCUCUUGACGGUUUAUGCAUUAUAUCGGACAAGCAACCUUCAGAAACCGAGAACAAGGAGGCAGUCGUCUCUCUGGACACACUCGAUACGCCCUCGCCCGCAGAACCCACUGCCCAAAACACUAACAGUGAGCCCUUUGACCUCGAGGGUCCUGCUGAGAAGAACGAAAAAGAAGAUGGGUCUCAAGCCGGGGCCGAUGUAGGGGAUAUUGAGAAAAUAGCUGAUCUCCAGGCCGUCAAGGACCUCAUUGAGGAUCAACUUGGAGAAUCCGAAGUGAUGCCGGCUCUGUCCAAAAAGAUGUCAAAGAAGGACAAGCGGAAGGCCAAGAAGAAUGCCGGGAUUGCUGAAGAAGUCUCGACUCAACAACAAGAGGAGCCCCAAGCUGAUGUGGCUGAGUUGCCCACAAAAUCUGAGAUCCAACCAACAGAGCCCGCUAUGGAGCAAGAGAUCCCCACGGAACCUGAACAUGCUGCAGAACCCGAACCUACAUCGGAGCGAGAGUUACCAACCGAGAACCCCCUUCCGAUUAGUGAUCAGCCUAUACCAGAGCCACUUCGGGUUGCGCCUACGCAACCCGACACCGAAGCUGUGGUCGGCGAGGAUCUUCCUCUUGCACGCAAGGCCUCGAAGAGGAAAGGCAAAAAGGCCCAAAAGGCUAACAAAUCCUUGAAUACCGAGUCUCCUGCUGAAAACGAGAUUGACAUGGAUCAGCAUGCUACCAUUGUGCCGUUCGAAGACGACCACUUCAAGGUACAAGUCACAGAAAUUCCCGACGAGGAGUCGGCCCAUGACGAAGAAGACUGGCCGGCGAUUGACUGGCAGGCCAAGUUCGAAGAGUCCCAGCGAUUAAGAGAAGCAGAUCCUGAGCCUGAGCCAGAUAUUCCACCUCCUGAGCCGGAAAUUAUUGGAGAAUUCGUUGAAUCUGCAUCCCCCGAGGUCUUGGAAGAGCAAAACGAAGUUGCAGAGGGAGAUUCUUGGCCUUUGUCGAGCAUAAGAGACAAGAAGCAGCCACAACAAGCUAACCCGGAACCCGCGGAGCGCUCACUAGAACCCGUGAAUCACCAAGAGAUCGAACCUCCUGCUCGAACAACUACUCCGGGUGGAUCUAAGAUUGCCAGCUUAUUCCCCGGCCUCGAACGUGCGGGAUUUCGGCGAUCAGCUUUGGACCAGCCAAAACCGUCGCUAAAAGAUAGUGCUGAGGAUGAGACAUCAACAGAGUUGGAAGCGAAUCGCGAUAUCGCGGUCUCUGUCUCGGAAGCACCCCUAGCGACCACUGAAACCAAAGAAAUUCCUCAAGAUUUCGCCUCUGGGCUGCCUAGCAGCCUCGAAAGACAAAUCGAGGCUACAAUCUCGGAACUGAGCGCUCACUCCGAACCUUCUACCACAAAGAAUGAAUCAAUCAGGAACCCAGGCCUUCCGAUGCAAGGCGAAAAAUCCUUGGAUGCGUCAUUAUCGUUGACAAUGCAGCCUUCCAAUGAGCAUACUCGUACCGAAGGACCUCCUUCUCCUACUCGUCUCCCACCCCCGAUGAAAAUUGGAGAGGAAGUGUGUGAACUACGCCGAUCACCAUCAAUCCAUGGACGGCACCAGCAUCCACCCCGAACAUGGAGCUUGGAUGAACCUUCUCUACCAGCUCUUGCCCCAUCGCCCCCUCGAUCGCUCUUCGGACCGAUUGACGAUGUGCGACCUCGGACUCCGCUUGAUACAAUUGCGGAACAAGAGCCACGGGAUGAUCAGGGAGGGAGCAUGGCUCGUCGGACUCGUCUAGAAAUGAAGCCGGAACAUGUCUUACCUCGACCUCAGACACCAGUCCGGAAAUUUACAGACAAUGCCUUUGAUCGAGAAGCUUGGCCUACCGACAAGGAUAUCAAAGAAAUUCCCAAGACACCUGAAUCAAUUCUAAAGCCAAGCACCAGCAGUGGAAAAUUACGUCGUACAAAUCGCAGUAUUAGCGGCGAUCUGCGGGCGGCUAGUCGAGCACUAGAUCCCCAGCCUUCGCUCGAUCUCGAUCAGCUCCCGUCUUCCUCCUCUUAUGACCCCGUCACCGACAAGGGCAAACGUCCGCUGCGAAAUAUGUCGGAUGUCUAUGAGGGAUGGGGUGAGACGCCCAAUUCCCCACGGUCGCCCAGCCGACCGCCUAGUGUCCGCCGCCGUCGCAGUAUGCAACACUUACAAGACAUCGAAACACGACUCGACCAGCUCAUCUCCGAAAACCGUCUACUGAUUGCCGCCCGCGAUGAAGCUGAACAUAAGCUUAAGAAUUCCAGCGUCGCUCGUCGGAAGAGCGACCGUGCCCUUAACACCCGCGACGGCGAUCUGCGCGAUAGGGAAUCAGAGGUGGAACAAUUGAAGAACUCGGUGGAAUGGUUGCAGAAGGAGAUGGCUCGCCUGACUCAAGAGAACGAGGGGCUGACUGCAUCCAACUCUGCUCUCGCUGUCGCUCACGCCGCCGAAAUCAAUACCGUGCGCGAGUCGUCCACACGCGAACUGGGCGAGUUGGAGUCGCAAUACACCCAACUCUCCUCUCAGAUGGAGGAUCGGGUUCGACAAGAGAUCGAGUCGGCUCUUGCGCAAAAAGACAUUGAAUUGCGCCGUCUACGCACCGAACUUGAGGAGGCUCGUGAUAAGGUGAAAGAGCUUCAACAACAAAUUGCAGCCUCGGUACAUGACAAUGCCCUUGUCUUCCGUGAUGAAGAGUACUUCGAUGCUGCCUGCCAGAAACUGUGUGGUCAUGUCCAAUCUUGGGUCGUACGCUUCUCCAAGCACAAUGACAAGCGUCGCUGCCGCCCACUCAGCGAGUUGCAGGACGAAAAGAUCGCAGACCGUUUCGACAAUGCCCUUCUCGAUGGCUCCGAUCCCGAUGCCUACCUAUCCGAUCGUGUCCGCCGCCGCGAUGUCUUUAUGUCGGUGGUCAUGACAAUGGUCUGGGAAUACAUCUUUACUCGUUAUCUCUUUGGCAUGGACCGGGAGCAGCGUCAAAAACUCAAGUCUCUUGAGAAACAAUUGAGCGAGCCUUUUGCUGCGCAACGUGAGAGCGACACGGAGGCUGUUACUCUGGAAAUCUUCCAAACCCUAUCACGGGUCCUCCCUCCUCCGUCUCAUGUUGAAUCCCAGCUCCUGGAUAACCUCCGCAAGAUCAUGCGGGUAGCAGUCAGCCUGUCCUUGGAGAUGCGCACCCAGCUGGCUGAAUUCAUCAUGCUGCCGCCUUUGCAGCCUGAAUAUGAUACAAAUGGCGACCUUGCACGCCAAGUGUACUUCAACGCAGCCCUCAUGAAUGAGCGCAGUGGCCUGACAAAUGACAACGGCGAGCUCGAAGCCCAGCAGUCCAUUGUGCGGAUUGUGCUCUUCCCUCUCGUCGUUAAAAAGGGCAAUGAUGUGGGCGAGGGUGAUGAUGAGGUCGUCGUCUGCCCCGCGCAAGUCCUCAUUGCGCGCCCCAGCAAAGACAAAAAGCUAUCAAAGAUGAUGAGCGGCGAUCGCAUGUCCAUUGAUGCUUCCAAGUCAGUCCACAGUGUUGCUCAUAGUGCGGCACCGUCAUCUAUGAUGGACAUGAGCAAUGUGAUCUGA